This is a messenger RNA of Ooceraea biroi (clonal raider ant), 456 nucleotides long. RefSeq names its product pilosulin-3a. The record is from RefSeq and is a predicted model, not a curated record. NCBI's taxonomy places the organism in Eukaryota, Metazoa, Arthropoda, Insecta, Hymenoptera, Formicidae.
UAUCAUUCAAGUUAAUUUGAGCAAAGUAGCUUGAACUUUACUAAACACCAAAAAUGCGAAUGUCCUGCUUGCCGUUGGCUCUUCUCGCCAUCUUUGCCGUGCUGAUUGUGCACGCGCCUCAAGUUCAAGCUGAAGCCAGUGCUGAGGCUGAGGCUGACGCUGAGGCGGAAAGCUGGGCUGACGCAUUAGCCGAUCCAGGAUGGUCAAGCUUCUUCAAAGCAAUUAAAAAUGCCGUCGCGAAACUGUUUAAGAAGUUAGGCCCAACGAUCGCUGCAGAAGCAGUAAUACAAGGAGGAUCUGCAGCAAUAAAUGCUGCAAGUAAGGAAGAGAAGAAAUAAGAAACGAACUUGCAUGCAUGAUGGAGCUCUUAUAUUUCUUGACAAAAUAAUGAAAAAAUAUAAAUUACUAAACUGUUGUUUUGAAAUCAUGUGAAAAAUAAAUAAAUAGAUUUGCAAC